Molecule: messenger RNA, 590 nt
Organism: Daucus carota subsp. sativus
Lineage: Eukaryota; Viridiplantae; Streptophyta; Magnoliopsida; Apiales; Apiaceae
Product: 14 kDa proline-rich protein DC2.15
Exons: 1
Coding region: 78-494 (138 amino acids)
Source: RefSeq, a predicted model, not a curated record
ACUCUCUAUAAAUAGCUUCGUAUAUUUGAAUGUAAAACCAUACCAAAACACUCCCUCUGCCUUUUGUGCUGAUCAAGAUGGCUUCCAAGACUUUAGCAUCAACAGCUUUUGUUUUGGCUCUAAACCUUCUCUUGUUCAGUUUGGUGAGUUCUACUUAUUGCCCACCACCACCGAAGCCAAAAUGCCCACCACCACCUGCACCCAAACCAAAAUGCCCGCCGUCCGUGCCUGAGGCAACUUGUCCCAGAGACACCCUAAAGUUGGGUGCUUGUGCUAAUGUUCUAGGUGGCUUGGUGGGUCUCGUGGUAGGAGCUGCACCGAAGAAGCCAUGCUGUAGUCUCCUCGAAGGGCUUGUUGAUCUUCAGGCUGCUGUUUGUCUUUGCACCGCGAUCAAAGCUAAUGUCUUGGGUAUUAACCUAAACGUUCCUGUUGAUCUGAGCUUGAUCCUCAACUAUUGCGGCAAGAAAGUUCCCACUGGCUUCCAGUGCCCUUAAUUCUGUGCCAAAUGAUUGUGUAUCAACCUUAUGAAUUGCUAUAAUGUGAUCUUUUUCUUGGUUUUCAAAUAUAAUUAUUUAAGUACCUUUUUUUAA